Molecule: messenger RNA, 4504 nt
Organism: Notothenia coriiceps (black rockcod)
Lineage: Eukaryota; Metazoa; Chordata; Actinopteri; Perciformes; Nototheniidae
Exons: 5
Molecular function (GO): zinc ion binding
Source: RefSeq, a predicted model, not a curated record
UUGAAGUACGCCCGGCCCGGUCUGCCUGCCUUCAGUCAGGAGGUUCUAAGGAAGUGGAAGAAUGAGGUGAAGCUGCAGAGGAAGGUCCAGUGUCCCAACCAGGGUUGUUGCUCCGUCUACACCAGUGUGUCCGGACUCAAAGCUCAUCUGGGACUCUGCAACAAGGGCGACUUUGAGGCUGGAAAGUACAGAUGUCUGAUCUGCAACAAAGAGUUUAACUCUGAAAGUGGAGUGAAGUACCACAUCAACUCUGUCCACUCUCAGGACUGGUUUGUGACGAACAAAAAAGCCUCCAAGAAGUUUGAGAAGUUCCUGAAGAACCAGCCCAAGGAAUUCAUCCAAAACGUGGACAAGCAGAUCGUAGACCAGUACCACCACCAUCACACACACCAUCAACACCACGUACACCAGUACCAGCAGCACCCAGAGCACCCUCAUCAGUCCAUGCAGCACCCUCUUCAGCCGCUGCACCACCUCCAGCACCAGCACCACCUCCAGCACCAACAUCAACACCUGCACCCAGAGAACCAGCACCUCCAUCAGCAGGCGGAGCAGCCCGCGCUCCACUACACCUCUCUGGAGCCUCCUCCUGGGUCCAUGUGGGUGGAGAUGGAGCGGAUCGGAGCCAUGCCGACACCGGAGCAGGCUCCUUUAGAGAUGGAGACGAUGGUGGAUGGAGGCAAAGAGGACGGGAUGGUGGAGGGGAAACGGAGGAAGAAGGAGGUGGGGAUGGGUGACGGGAAGCAGAAGGAUUGCUUUGCUUUUGGAGGUGGAGGUGGAGGUAAUACUGUCAGCCAAUCAGAGGUGGAGCAGCAGGACAGGCGGAGACACGUUGACCAGUGGAACCCGAAACGACCCGGCAUCAUGGAGACUAAUCCUGAGGCUGGGAAAGGACAGAGGAACACUUAAAAUAACACUAAAUACUUAACAGAGGUGGAAAAAGAGACCGUGGACACUUAAAAAUAACACUUAACAGAGACCAUGGAGUGUCCCUCCGUCCUUUAUUAGCCGUGACGUAGAAGAAAACGAACCACGGGACAAACAAGGUGAGAAGGCAGCUGGUGAUUUAACGUUUUUAAAAAGUGGAUGAAAUGAUGGAAACCGUCCCAACAUCCUAACAUGGAUAAAUGAGACGCUUCGGGUUCGGAGACUGUCGUGAAGUGGUCGUCAUUGUAUAGAGAACUGUAGUAUCUGUGUUUAUCUGUAAUAGAUUAUUUUCUGCAACUUUAAACGUGUCCUAUUCUUUUGAUAAACCCGUCUUUCAUGUUUACCUUAAAGGGAAACAUUAAGAGAGGCUGCUAACAGGAUUUUAAUAGACUCUGAAAAUAUAAAUAAUAUUUUGUGCCUCUUAAACAUAUGAUUUGUAUAUUUUCAUACUACUCAUCUUUACUUUUACUUACAACUUAUUGGCCUUUUCUGGGAGUAGGGAAGUUAGAAAUGUCACUUUUUCUGGUAUAAUUGGAUAGCAAAAGGAUUCCCCUCCCCAUGCUCCUUCCCCUUUCAUCAGUAGGUUUGAUUUUAUUGACAGGGAAAAGUUCAUGGCUAGCAUCAAGAAGCCGUUUUUAAACUAAGACUGGUUGCAGCUCCUUGUCCAGUUAUAGUAGUUAAAGCAGGCAAAUCAAGGAAGCAAAUUCAAGGCAAAUACAAAAAAAGUAAAGACUUGAGAAAACCCAAACCACUCUUUUGGAGUACAGAACAAAACAAUAUCAAAAGAUGACAAAUUACUUUAAUUGUAUUCCCAUUUGUUUGGAAGUCCUUAGAAGCAAAUGUGAGUCAAACAAAGACUAGUCCUUUUUAAAGCAGCUCAUGUCAGCCCACCUCUCGAUAUCACACCCCUAACACUCUCAAUAUCUACUUUCCAAAACACAGAAAACAACAAUAUAGGUUUGUCAAGAAGGUAACAUACUUGAUGUGAUUACUUAGAGUUUAAAUCUGCCCCAAACAGACAAUAGUUUUUAGUUGUGUUCCAACACUCCGAAUCCAUUUCUUUUGAGUUAGCUAUAACACAAAUCUAAACCAAGGGAAGAUCCAAACCACUCUGGUUGAGUACAGAACAACAGCAAGAAAAGACAAAUUGCUUUAAAUGUAUGGAAGUCUUUAAAAGUAAAUGUGAUAUGAAAUAAUCUGAUGCCCAAAAUGUUGGACUAGUCCUUUAAAAUGUCAGCCUAUAUCAGGAUAUUAUACUCUUAACACUCUCAAUAUCUAGUUUCCAAAACACAGAAAACAACAAUAUAGGUUUGUCAAGAAAGGUAAAAUACUUGAUGUGAUUAUUUGCAGUUUAAAUCUGCCCAAAACAGCCAAUGUGGAACACUCCGAAUCCAUUUCUUUUGAGUUAGCUAUAACACAAAUCUAAACUAAUGGUAUUUUUACCAGUUUUUCUUAGAAAAUAGUGACAUAUUUUCAUUUUCCUCAGCAUAUGUAGCUCUGUUUAACAUACAUAUAAUAACAACUGCUCUUGAACUAGUGAGUAAGAAGACCUUUUAUUAAGAUGCGUUUUCCAUGAUAUUAAUGAUUCUAACUUAGGUUUUUAAAUCAGUUUCAAACAUUCCAGGCAGGAGUUUAUCAGCCGUGAAAAGUGAAAUAAAGCACAUUAAUAUAAUUGGUUCUAAGUGGCUGUUAACAAAACAACAUAUAAAUGUGACUGUGACGGUAACUGUGACGAAGGAAAGCUAACACACAAAGCAUUUAACACGGAGGGCGACUGUUUGUCUUUCUGUUUAUUUAGAGACAGAAUAUAUAACCGAUAGCAUGUAGCUUAAUGUUCAUACUUAUGCAUUUUGUAUCUACUACAGUGAGUUAUGGAUGGUUGUCAGUCAUACGUUGGUGUCGUCUUAACAAUAUUUGUUUUUUUACAACUUAAAAGCAUUUCUCAAUGUAUUAAUUUCCCCCUCUGUUGUGCACUUCUUAAACCACUUUCCUUCCUUUAAAAAGAAAAAGGAACAUUGGUUUAUCACCCAUGAUUAGAUUCCUAUAUUUACUGAUUCUGGUUAUAGUGCUUUACCCGUCAUUAACUUUCAUCAGAUGAGUUUGAAAUGGAAAACCUCCUUGGACAUGGGAAGUAUUUCAAAAAGCAGGUCAGGCAGUGGUGGAGAACAUGCAAAUAUCUAUUUAGGACCAUUGUAUUCUCACCUUAAUGUCUAUUUACUUAAAAGAAAGUAAUGAAAACGCUUUUUUAAUAGAAGAAAUGUUUUUUUGUUUUGUUCCUUUUGCCUUUGGUGCUAGCAUGUUGCAGCAUUUAAUAAGACUUUUUGAUUUACUAAGUUUUUGAUUAAUUAGCUGCUUUUAGUCUUUGUUUAGACACUGUAUGUCUAGUUAUUAUUUUAAAUAAUUAUAAUGUGUAAUACUCAUCAGUUUAAUUCAUUACCUAAGUCAUUGGAUUUCAACGUUAUGGCUUGUGACCCCUUGAAAUGAAUGGUAUCUUCUUGCAACCCAUCGGCAGUCGUUGCAUGUUAGGGAUGCAGCUAACGAUUAUUUUCAGUCUUUGAAUAUUAGAAAAUUGUUGAAAACAUCCAUCCUAUUUUCUCAAAGUCUAAGGGGAUGUCUUUAAAUGUCUUGAAUUUUCAGUCCAGAAUCUAAAUGUAUCCAGUUUAAUGGGAUGUCAAAUAUAAAAGCAUGAACAAUCCACAUUUAAAAACGCGGAAAACAACAUUUUAUACAAUUUUUACUUUUCAGAAAUAAGGUUAAACUCUCCUUGCUUUGGAAAUACUUCCCAUGUCCUCUUAUGCUUGUGACCAAAUCGUUAUCACUAUGUGCGCACUUUGAACAGUUUCAUAGCACAAAGGGAAGGAGCUCUUACAAGUGACCUGCUUUGUUAUCAAGAAAAAGUCAAAGCAUUAAUAUUUUAGUGCAAUUUCGUACCAGUAAUUCAAGAAGUGAAACUCCACAUUUCAUUUUUUCCCGGUCAUUUGCACUUUUUGUCUCACUGCUGUCUCAUCCUUUCAUCUUAAUGCUGGAGUACAUAACUUGAAUCCAGAUUAAUUCAAAAAUAGUACGCCUGUAUUGUUAAAUGUUUUGUAUUUUAGUGCCAAGAGAGGAGCUGCCAUACUGUAGGCAAUAGAAACCAAAACGAUUACAUUAUGAAAUGUAUUUUUUUGUAUUUAAUAGAGAGGACUAGUGAGAGGCAUUCAAUAUAAUUCCAAUUACGUGGGCUGAGUUUUUUUUAAAUAGUGUUGUUAACUGUGCAGUAGAGAAGCUCUGUGAAUUAAUGAAACAUGAAGAAAAUAAUGAGAAUGUGUCCUGAUGUUUUUAGCCUCAUCCAUACAGACAAUAAUACAGUUUAUAUUACCUUGGUCAUAUUUGAAUAACUGUUCAGUUAAUAAUCUUGUAUUAUUUGUAAACACACAAAGAAAGCACUUAAUUUGUCCAUGUGUAAUUAGUUAUAACCUCAGUGUUAUAAAUCUGUACAUUUAAAAUGUUACUACUUGUUUUUUAGAAGUUACGUGCUGCUAUUCCAUAUUACCAGCAUUGUUAUAACCACAGAUGAUUAAAAGUUUAAUUAAUGGUC